Molecule: messenger RNA, 369 nt
Organism: Lactuca virosa
Lineage: Eukaryota; Viridiplantae; Streptophyta; Magnoliopsida; Asterales; Asteraceae
Source: the annotation of a GenBank genome assembly
AUGGAAGUGCUAUUAUCAAAUCAUUCUCUCUCUGCUCAAGAAUGGAUUGUUGAUUGCGACGAUUGUGAUGUAGAUGAAGUAGACCCCAAAACUAUUGAUGAAGCUCUUGCAACCGAUGUUAGUCAAGCACCCCGAGAAAGUCCAAAAACGAGGGAACUUUUCGAUGAAGAUUUCGAGUCCGAGAGUGAGGAGCAAGUGUUAGAAGAAGACGAAUAUGAGUCGGAUAAGUUGUCGACUCCACUCGUCCUAUACACGCCUCCGAAGACGGGUUCCCCUGUUCGCUACUUCGUCGGUGAUCCCAUUGAUUUCUACUCACCGGCGCAACCUCGCCUUCACUCCGGUGCAACAAGGCAUCGACGACUUAGGUAA